UGUGACCCCUUGAGACACACCACCAUCUUCUCCCAGCAACUCUUAACUCACAUUGGAAUUGGGGUGACACUCCGGGCUGCCAUUCUUAUAGGACCAUCCAUUAUGCUCAUCAAAUGUCGUCUGAAACUCUACCGAACUACGGUCAUCUCUCACUCUUACUGUGAGCACAUGGCCGUUGUGAAGCUAGCUAUUGAAGAUGUCAGGAUCAACAAGAUAUAUGGUCUAUUCGUUGCCUUCAGUAUCUUAGGUUUUGACAUAAUCUUCAUCACCUUGUCUUACGUUCAAAUCUUUCUCACUGUGUUUCAAUUGCCCCAGAAGGAGGCAAGAUUCAAGGCCUUUAAUACGUGCAUUGCCCACAUCUGUGUCUUCCUCCAGUUCUACCUCCUUGCUUUCUUCUCUUUCUUCACACAUCGGUUUGGUUCUCACAUACCGCCAUAUGUUCAUAUCCUCCUAUCAAACCUUUACCUGUUAGUCCCACCUUUUCUCAACCCCAUUGUCUAUGGUGUGAAAACCAAACAAAUUCGUGACCAUGUCCUGAAAAUGUUUUUCUCCAAAAAACAUCUGGAUCAUUAGC
Molecule: messenger RNA, 574 nt
Organism: Panthera uncia (snow leopard)
Lineage: Eukaryota; Metazoa; Chordata; Mammalia; Carnivora; Felidae
Product: olfactory receptor 52A5
Exons: 1
Biological process (GO): G protein-coupled receptor signaling pathway
Cellular component (GO): membrane
Molecular function (GO): olfactory receptor activity
Source: RefSeq, a predicted model, not a curated record